AUGGAUGCCACAGAUGCAGCGGUUGUGGACCCACCUGUAAGCUGUCAUCCACCAACUGUGGAGGAGACUCGACAGGCAGUGAACAAGCUGAGCGAGGUUUUUGUCACGGAGUUUUUCACUGUGGGAGUAUGGAACUACGACAGCUACUACCUGAUCUUUGGCUCAGGAACCAGACUGUUUGUUUCUGCCAAUCCGGUGGUUCAGCCUGAGGUGAGCAUCUACCCUGCAGCAUCCAGAUCCCCUCUGGAGGAGAAGCGCUUGCUGUGCGUGUCCUCGGCCAUGUUUCCUCCUCUGGUCAGGUUCUCCUGGAGGAGACGACAAAAGAAGAGCGGACGUUCAGAGAACCUGCCCUCUUCUGAUGAACGGCAGCUCAGAGAGUCUGGAUGUACGGCCUCCAUCUUAGCGGUGGAUCAGAGAGAGAGCGACUCGUAUGAAUACAGCUGCUCCGUGCAGCACGAGGGAGGGGAAAAAGUGACAACUCUGGCUCCAACAGAAUUUCCAACGUUUCUAGAACCUUCAACAUCACUGCCAACAUCUCCUCCAACAUCCUCUCCACCGUCACCUUCACCAUCACUUUCACCAGCUCCUCCAUCUCCAUCACUUCCUCCAUCCCCGUCUCCGUCUGUGUCUGUGUACAAGCUGAGGCUGCUCCUGCUGCUCUACACGCUGCUGAUAGUGAAGAGUCUGGUCUACUGCUGUGGACUCUUCCUGAUGACCGUCCUCAGGAACAAGAGACUGUCCACAGACUGCAGACAGGCUGGGUGACUGUAACCAUCAUCAUCUCAUCAGUUCAUCUCAUUGACUACUAAUACUUAUUGUCAAUGAUGACUUUAUCUAAUUAGAAGUAGUCUGACAACAUUUAGUGGAAACAUUUUACAAGGUUCACAAAAUUUGGUACAGCUAACAGGAAACCAGUGAUUAACUCCUCGGUGUGAUGCUCAACUUUAGAGCAACAAACACAAAAAAACAUUUUAACACUUAUUGAAAAAGUGUACAGGGAGAUAUUUAGAUAAAUAAUAAAAUAUUAAAGCAGUAUC
Cheilinus undulatus (humphead wrasse) is the source of this 1037-nucleotide messenger RNA. RefSeq lists its product as uncharacterized. The transcript has 4 exons. Lineage: Eukaryota; Metazoa; Chordata; Actinopteri; Labriformes; Labridae. Bases 1 to 765 code for a protein of 254 amino acids. The record is from RefSeq and is a predicted model, not a curated record.